AUGAAUACAGACCGGGCGCGCGGGCCUGGUGGUGCCGCCGCUGGCUCUGCCCUACGCCGCCGCGCCGCGCCGCGCCGCCCGCUGCCUACGGCCGGCAGUGCGCGCAGGGCCUGGAGGCUGCGGGCGCCGGGGGCUACCAGUGCAGCGUGCGCGCCAGGAGCCUGUACACCGGGGCCGAGCGGCCGGCGCACAUGGGCGUCCCCCACCACCCGCACUGGACGAGGCCCUCUCGGACCACCCGAGCGGACCCACAUCGCCCCUGAGCGCCCUCAACCUCGCCGCCGGCCAGGAGGGCGCGCUCGCCGCCGCCGGCUAUCACCACCAGCAUCGCGGCCACCACCACCCGCAGGCGCCGCCGCCCCCGCCGGCUCCCCAGCCCCAGCCGGCGCCGCGGCCCAGGCGGCGUCCUGGUAUCUGAACCACAGCGGGGACCUGAACCAGCUCUCCGGCCACACGUUCGCAGCCCAGCAGCAGACUUUCCCUAACGUCAGGGAGAUGUUCAACUCCCACCGGCUGGGGAUUGAGAACUCGACGCUCGGCAAACUCCAGACCCGGGAGCAGAGAGAGCGCGCGCGCCAGCCUCAGCCCUCCGCGAAGCUGCAGAGCAAUUAAUACAAUAUUUAAAGUUGAGUUCACUGGAUCAUUUCUCAUCUUGCCCGACCAUUUCUAACUGCCAAAGUGAAAAUUCAAGAAACCCAUGUGGGGUUUCCCCCCUGUACAAUUAUGAGAUAUAAUUCUUUUCCCAGUUGUAGGUCUUUUACAAAACAAGAAAAUAAUUUAUUUUUUCUUGUUGGUGGUGGAUAAAGAAGUCAAGUAUCUGA
Messenger RNA from Lagenorhynchus albirostris (white-beaked dolphin), 821 nucleotides. RefSeq names its product forkhead box protein C2-like. Lineage: Eukaryota; Metazoa; Chordata; Mammalia; Artiodactyla; Delphinidae. The record is from RefSeq and is a predicted model, not a curated record. The transcript is spliced from 3 exons. The coding region runs from base 1 to 612 and encodes 203 amino acids.